AUGCCUCCCGUGGCAGUGGGAUUCCAUCUCAAAUUUGAGCUGUAUCCCACUCCGGCAAACACAUCCUCCGGCGCAAACACGAACUCAGAAGCAUACCUGACAACUGAGCAAGACUGUUUCCUACCUCCUCCCGGAACGGAUAUCUUCAAGGCGGAUCUUCCGGCGCAUCAAGUGGGGACUUGGAAGAGAAGCGAGGAGAAGGCGGAGGACAAGCAGACAGGGCGGGAUAACUUUGGAGCAAUCGGUCUACAGGGCUGGAAGCAGAAAGAUCACUCCGGGGCGAAGGACAAGAAGCUCAGCUCGCUGCACCUCAGUCUACCGCUCGCACCUCCGCGACCUCAAACUCCAGAACUCAACGAUUGGAGGUACGGAAAGGUCGAGAUCGAAAGCAUCGAUAUGGAGAGCAUCAAUGGGAAGGGCAAGAGCGGCGUAGGAGGAAACGGAGGAGGACCUCUGGUGCAGACAAAAGCAGUGUACAGACCGUCGGAUCCGAAGACAACGGAUGUGGGAUGGGGAGUGGUGCAUCUGUAUCGAGGUGAGGAGGAAAGUGCUGGGUUGGAGGGCGGGACAAAUCUCACCGACGGUGUGGAGUUCAACCUGGAGGAUUGUACGACCUUGUGCAUUCUCGCGGUGCCCUCGUGGAUGAUGCCCUCGGAUCUCCUCGGCUUCGUGGGCGAUCAGGCUCGAGAGGAUAUCUCUCACUUCCGCCUAAUUCGGACUGGACGCGCAAACAAGUACCUGGUGUUGAUGAAGUUCCGCUCGGCCAAGCGCGCUCGCGAGUGGCAGAAAGCUUACAAUGGCCGGCUUUUCAGCUCGGCGGAACCGGAGAAUUGUCAUGUCGUCUUCAUCAAGUCGGUCGAAUUUGCUACUGGCGAAGACGACGUUAUUGGAUCCGUCGCUGACAAGAGCUCGGCUAACUUCCCGCACAACACGCACGAUCCGUUCACCACGGUUACAACAUCCAAUCGCUCUAACAAAUCUCUAUCGAGCACGACAAAACCUCUCGCUCCUCCUCCGCCCAAUCUGCUCGAGCUGCCGACAUGUCCCGUCUGCCUCGAGCGUAUGGACGAGACUACAGGACUAUUGACCAUUCUCUGCCAACACGUCUUCCACUGCGCAUGCUUGGAGAAAUGGCGCGGAUCGGGAUGUCCUGUCUGUCGGUACACUCACUCCCCUUCAUACACCUUUCCAUUCCCACGCCCAGACUCCUCCACCGACCUUGCGGACAGCGAUCCCGCACCGCUAUGUUCCACAUGCGGACAAGAGAACAACUUAUGGAUAUGUUUGAUAUGCGGCAACAUUGGCUGUGGCCGCUAUGACUCUGCCCAUGCUUUCGCACACUACGAGUCGACCUCUCACUGUUAUGCUAUGGACAUCAACACCCAGCAUGUAUGGGACUACGCCGGAGAUGGCUACGUCCACCGUCUGAUCCAGUCGAAACCAACACCGGACUCUACAACAUCCGCAACCCUUCCUCUCGCAUCUCGCCGUCACGAGAAUGAAGCUUUCCGCUCCGAGCCGUCCGAUUCAGUCCCAAGAGAGAAGAUGGAGUCCAUGGCCGCCGAGUACACCUAUCUCCUUACAAGCCAACUGGAAGGCCAGAGGCGAUACUUUGAAGAACAAGUCGAGCGCGCAAUGCUCAAGUCGCACGCCGCCUCCGCUCUCGCCGAGAAAGCCGCCGCGAGCGCUGCUGCUGCGCAAACCGCCGCUGAAACCGCCAUCACCGAGCGCGGCGAAAUGGAACAAGUCCUCUCCCAAGUUCGCAAAGGUGCCGAAAAAGCCGAAGCCGCGCGCGCGAAAUUCGAAACACUGGCGCGAGGACUAGGCAAGCAAGUCCAGGAAGAGAAGGCCGUGAGCGAAGGUUUGAUGGAACGGGUCAAAGUGUUGCAAGGACAGGUGGAAGGGCUGAAAGUUGAGGUGGAAAAGGAGAAGCUGGCGAAGGUGGAGUGUGAAGAGUUGAAUAAGGAUUUGACGGCGUAUAUCGAGGGAGCGGAGAAGGUGAGGAUGUUGGAGGAGGCGGGAGAGGAGAUUGGUGAGGUUGGAGUGGUCAAAGGGAAGGGUAAGGGAAGGAAGAAGAAGUAG
Molecule: messenger RNA, 2082 nt
Organism: Zymoseptoria tritici IPO323
Lineage: Eukaryota; Fungi; Ascomycota; Dothideomycetes; Mycosphaerellales; Mycosphaerellaceae
Exons: 2
Coding region: 1-2082 (693 amino acids)
Biological process (GO): Ras protein signal transduction; protein ubiquitination
Cellular component (GO): cytoplasm
Molecular function (GO): ubiquitin protein ligase activity; zinc ion binding
Source: RefSeq, a predicted model, not a curated record